Pteronotus mesoamericanus is the source of this 3355-nucleotide messenger RNA. It is a transcript of the gene IFIH1, whose product is annotated as interferon induced with helicase C domain 1. Gene Ontology annotation, molecular function: hydrolase activity; DNA binding; double-stranded RNA binding. The coding region runs from base 154 to 3216 and encodes 1020 amino acids. Gene Ontology annotation, biological process: antiviral innate immune response; MDA-5 signaling pathway. The record is from RefSeq and is a predicted model, not a curated record. The transcript has 16 exons. Lineage: Eukaryota; Metazoa; Chordata; Mammalia; Chiroptera; Mormoopidae. Gene Ontology annotation, cellular component: cytoplasm.
GGGGUCUGCGGCCGACCCCUUUGCUGUCCGGCGCAUUGCUGCAGACCCUGCUACUCCAAGGCAACGGACAGUGGUACACGCAUAGAACCUGUUGAGCAGAGAACAGCAACCUGUCUUAACUUGGGAGAACCUCUCCUUUUCUGAGAAGGAAAGAUGUCGAACGGGUGUUCUGCAGACAGGAGUUUCCAAUAUCUCAUCUCGUGCUUCAGGGCCAGAGUGAAAAGGUACAUUCACGUGGAACCCGUACUGGACUACCUGACCUUUCUGCCUGCAGAGGUGAAAGAGAAGAUUCAGAGGUCGGCCGUCACCCAGGGGGACAUUUGCGCAGCUGGACUGCUCCUGAGCACCUUGGAGAAGGGGGACUGGCCCCUGGGCUGGCCUCGGGUGUUUGUGGAGGCCCUCAAGAGAGCAGGCAACCCUUUAGCGGCCCGCUACAUGAACCCUGAGCUCACAGACUUGCCCUCGCCAUCCUUUGAGAACGAUCAUGAUGAGUGCCUCCAACUGCUGAACCUCCUUCAGCCCACUCUGGUGGACAAGCUUCUGGUUAGAGAUGUCUUGGAUAAAUGUGUGGAGGUGGAACUGUUGACAAUCGAAGACAGAAAUCGGAUAGCAGCAGCAGAAACUAAUGGAAAUGAAGCAGGUGUGAGAGAACUCCUGAGAAGGAUUGUGCAGAAAGAAAACUGGUUUUCCACAUUUGUGAUUGUUCUGAGGCAAACGGGAAAUGAAAGACUUGCCCACGAGUUAACAGGCUCUGGUGGCUCCGAACCCAGUUCAGAGAGUGAGAAUUCCCCACAAGAAGAUGGUCCUGAAGUUAAAGAGCCACUUCUUUUAGCCUCAGAUCUGCCAAGUCCAGAGACGCAGGGCUGGGACAUGGAGAAUAAUUCAAUGGGAUCAUCAUUUGCGGAUUCUUCUGUAGUUUCAGAAUCAGACACAAGUUUGGCAGAAGGAAGUGUCAACUGCUUAGAUGAAAGUCUUGGACAUAACAGCAACAUGGGCAGUGAUUCAGGCACCACGGGAAGGGAUUCAGAUGAAGAAAAAGAGGCAGCCAAAGCCUCCCUUGAGCCAGAACUACAUCUCAGGCCUUACCAAAUGGAAGUUGCCCAGUCAGCCUUGGAGGGAAAGAACAUCAUAAUAUGCCUUCCUACCGGGAGUGGGAAAACCAGAGUGGCUGUUUACAUUGCCAAGGAUCACCUGGACAAGAAGAAAACAGCGUCCAAACCAGGAAAAGUGAUAGUCCUUGUCAACAAGGUACCAUUAGUGGAACAGCUCUUUUGCGGAGAGUUUCAACCAUUUCUGAAGAAAUGGUAUUCCGUUACUGGAUUAAGUGGUGAUACCCAAUUGAAAAUAUCAUUUCCAGAAGUUGUCAAAUCCCAUGAUGUCAUUAUCAGUACAGCUCAAAUCCUGGAAAACUCCCUUUUAAACUCAGAAGAGGGAGAAGAUGAUGGUGUCCAGUUGUCAGAUUUCUCCCUCAUCAUCAUUGAUGAAUGCCAUCACACCAAAAAAGAAGCAGUCUAUCAUAACAUCAUGAGGCGUUAUCUGAAACAGAAGUUGAAAAACAAGAGACUUGAGAAAGAAAACAAACCAGUGAUUCCCCUCCCUCAGAUCCUGGGACUAACAGCUUCACCAGGUGUUGACGGGGCCACCAAGCAAGCCAAAGCUGAAGAACACAUCUUAAAAAUAUGUGCCAGUCUUGAUGCAUCUACUAUUAAAACUGUGAAAGAAAACAUCAGUCAACUUAAACACCAAAUAAAGGAGCCAUGCAAAAAGUUUGUCAUUGCAGAUGACACCAGAGAAGAUCCAUUUAAAGACAAACUUCUGGAAAUAAUGACAAAGAUUCAAACUUUUUGCCAAAUGAGUCCAAUGCCAGAAUUUGGAACUCAACCCUAUGAACAGUGGGCCAUUAAAAUGGAAAAACAAGCUGCGAAAGAAGGAAAUCGCAGAGACCGCCUUUGUGCAGAACAUUUGAGGAAGUACAAUGAGGCCCUGCAAAUUAAAGACACCAUCCGAAUGAUUGAUGCAUAUAACCACCUUGAAACUUUCUAUAAUGAUGAAAAAGAGAAGAAGUUUGCAGUCCUAGAUGAUAGUGAUGGGAGUGGUGAUGAUGGUGAUGAAGAUGAGAAUGAUGAAAAGAAACCUUUGAAACUGGAUGGGACAGAUGAAUUUCUCAUGGAUUUAUUUAUGGAUAACAAGCGUGUGUUGAAAAAACUGGCUGAAAACCCAGAAUAUGAAAAUGAAAAGCUGACCAAAUUAAGAAAUACCAUAAUGGAGCAAUAUACAAAGACUGUGGAAGCAAGAGGAAUAAUUUUCACAAAAACUCGGCAGAGUGCAUAUGCCCUUGCCCAGUGGAUUAAUGAAAAUGAAAAAUUUGCAGAAGUGGGAGUCAAAGCCCACCAUCUGAUUGGAGCUGGACACAGCAGUGAGUUCAAGCCCAUGACACAGAAUGAACAAAAAGAAGUCAUUAGGAAAUUUCGCACAGGAAAAAUAAAUCUGCUUAUCGCUACCACAGUGGCAGAAGAAGGUCUGGAUAUUAAAGAGUGCAAUAUGAUUAUUCGUUAUGGUCUCGUCACUAAUGAAAUAGCCAUGGUCCAGGCCCGCGGCCGAGCCAGAGCGGAUGAGAGCACCUACAUCCUGGUUGCCAGCAGCGGCUCAGGAGUUGUAGAACGCGAGACAGUUAAUGACUUCCGAGAGAAAAUGAUGUAUAAAGCUAUAAACCGUGUUCAGAAUAUGAAACCAGAGGAGUUUGCUCACAAGAUUCUGGAAUUACAGAUGCAAAGUCUAAUGGAAAAGAAAAUGAAAAUGAAGAGAAGUAUCGCCAAGCAUUACAAGGAAAACCCAUCAUUAAUAAGUUUCCUCUGCAAAAACUGCAGCGUGCUUGCCUGCUCUGGAGACAAUGUGCAUGUAAUUGAGAAAAUGCACCAUGUCAAUAUGACACCAGAAUUCAAGGAACUCUACACUGUGACAGAAAACAAAGCACUGAAAAAGAAGUUUGCAGACUAUCAAGCAAACAGUGAGAUCAUCUGCAAAGCGUGUGGCCAGGCUUGGGGAACGAUGAUGGUGCAUAGAGGCUUAGAUUUGCCUUGUCUCAAAAUAAAGAAUUUUGUCGUGGUUUUUGAAAAUAAUUCAACAAAAAAACAAUACAAAAAGUGGGUAGAAUUACCUAUCACAUUUCCUGAUCUUGACUAUUCAGAAUAUUGUUUGCUUAGUGAUGAAGAUUGAGAUUCGAUUCAAGAUUCUUUUAAAAUAUUGUCAACAUUUAAUAUGAUUUUGAGUAGUAUUUUUAUAAUACUAAGGAACUGAUGUGAACAUUAAUAAAAUAAUUGCUUUACUCUGAGAUGAGCUGUAUAAAGGAAAAUAA